GCGGCGGCGCAACGCAAGGAAAGUCGUUUACGCGUGUCAAGCAAAAUCAAACAAAACGAAGCGUGAGUGAAUUCCGUUCGUAAAGAUUGAAAGGAAAACCCAAUACGUAUUUUCAUCUAGAAUGCCAUUCAACAACUAAAACUGAAGAUUUUAAAACUACAAAAGUCAACCGGCUUGGGAACAUAAGGAAAACGCCUGCUGGAAGCGUCGUUCAAAAUGUCAGGGAAAUCAUAUACAUUGCGUGAAAUGAAAUCAAUAGUGGACUACCUAACAGAAAACCACUUGUAUGAUGGAACUAGGGGCCGAAAGAUGUGGAUGGAUUUUGCAAAUUCUAAUAAAACAGUCAGAACCUGGCAGAGUCUGAAAGAGACAUUCUUGAAAAGAAUCCUGCCAGACAUUACUAAUCCAUACUACAGAUUAGACCCUGACCAGAUAUUAAGCUUCAAGCGAGGAAUUAAUCUUACACAGAAAGAUAGAAAACUGGAAUUGCGAUCUGUGAACACAUCUAAAACCAACGGUGCAAAUGAUGAAAAUGACCAGCCAAGUACUAGCAAAAAAGAUACAGAAGAAAAUGGUACAGGUGAGGAUACACAAUGUUCAAAAGUAGUUCACAACAGAGCAUCCACUGAGACCCUUAUACUUGAUACAUGUUACCAAACUGCUGAUGACAUGCAAAGUGAUCUUGAAGACAAUAAAGAACAAAAUGAAGAUAAUGCAAACAAGUCAAAACCAGCAUUAAAGUCUGUUCGGGAUUUCAUAGAAUAUACCGAACCUUUGACACCUAUGCUGCAAGAGGUUUUGAAUGAUUUUGCAACAGAUGAAGAUUGUUCUGAUGCUGAUCCACCUAUGCAAAUAGAUGAGAAUUAUGUAGCUCAAGAGGAAACAUCAGAUGCCCCAGAAAAUCCUACUUCAUCCCAGAGCAUUCUGAAACCAAAUAAAACACAAUACACAGGCAAAAUCACAAUAACUGAAGAAAAGGUUAAUGAACAAGAUGGAAAUACAAAACAUGAUCAAAAUAAUACUGACGAACCUGUAAUAGUUCCUGAUGACACAACAUUUUCUCAACUGGAGGAUGUCAUGGUGUUAGUUGAUGAAGCUCUUGCACAAGACAUAGAUAAGGAGCUAAGCAAAAAAAUUGAAAGUCAAGAUAAAGAAGCCAGUUCUAAUCAGUCCAUUCCAAUGACUGACAGUUUACUUCCUAAUAAUCAAGAAGCUAUCAAAAAUCAUACUACUAUUGAAGGUCCAUCACCAUGUGAUGAAAGUGGGCAAGGAACUAGAAAGGACAAUGAGAGAGAUUCAACUUCAAAAACCAAUAUGAUUUCGGACGUGGAGCCAGAAAAAAAAGGUGAAGGACUCAUUACAAUUGAUUCUAAUGAAGAAAAGGCAAACAACAAGGAGACUACAAAAGAAAAACCUACACCUAAGAGUCCAAAAUCUCCUAAAAAGUCUGUAAAUGAUGACAAAGUUCACGAAAUACAUUCAGACAGUAGCACUGGUAAUAAAGAUGUAGAUUCAAAGGUUGAAAACCCAUGUCUGAAAAGUGUUAGUUUAUUUGAUCAGUUGUCUACAGCUAAAUAUAGUGAUUCAGAUUCAAAUAAUAAAGAAAACGCCAAUGACCAGCGAGAAGCGCAAGUGCAAAAUUCUGCAGAAUCUAAAAAGAAUAAAGAUCCAAGGAGUGGUGAAACUGAAAUAAAUGAUCAAAAUAAUGAAAAACGAAAUACCAAGAAGCAACCACAAGAUGGUGUUAUUCUUCUAAAUUCCCGUACCACGUCUGAAAGUGUUGAUGACUCUGAUAUCCACCAUAGACCUCUUGCACGUUCAUCUCUCAAAAUUCAAAAGGAUAAAAAAUUAGCUAGCGUUUUUGGAUAUUCUAAUGGUGACCUUCCUAAAAGCAGAAGACUGAACGGUGGUAAGAGAACUACCUCCCACCGUAAAAUGCAAUCGGACUCCAGCGACUGGACGUCAACUAGCGACAGCGAGUACGUGUCGCCUCCGCACGGCAGGAGGAACAGAUAUGCUAGGAAAUAUCUGAAACCGCGUUCAGCCCGAAUAAUGUCGCUAGAUGAGGAAGGGGGCUUGUUCGUCAUGCUGGGAAAGAAGGUGUAUCCGCUGAUCAAAGAUGGCAAACUUGUCAAGAACUAUGUCACUUUCUUGCCUGAGAGUGAUCCCGAGGAAGAUGACUCCUAUUGGAAAUCCAAAUAUAUCGAAGAGAGGAAACGAACGGACGAAUUAAAAAAGAAGCUUGGACACUCUAAGCCAAAUGGCGUGCUAGAUAAAGAAGAAAAAGAGAGUUCUAUAUCUGUAUCUUCUGUCACUUCACCCCUAACUGAAAAUCGUGCAAGAUUACCGAGCCGGCAAGAAAGUAUUCAAGGCAACGAAGUAAUGCGACGAUAUAGCGGGGUGAUGGAAAAACCGGUCAGCAAAGAAACGUUAAAAAUCAAGUUCACUAAAAAUGAUCAAGAAGUACAACUAGAGGGUCACUGGCAACACAUCAACCCGGUUCUUGCCCAAGUGGUGUCCAUCUUACACAAGGAUUCAGACAAAAAAGCUGACACCGUCACUUGUGUGGAACUGUCGAGUGGCAACACUACGCCUGUCACACCUAAUAUACCUACUGCGGCACCCAUGGAUACAGGAGUACACGAUAAAGUGAACGAGUUAGAAUCAGCAAUAUUUAAAGAGAUAGAAGAGAAAGAUCAAAAAGAAGAGGAAGUACAUUCAGUUGAGGAACCAAAGGAAAAUAAGGAGAAGACUAUGCCAGCUGAUAACGCGGAAGUUAAGGAUGCUCAAGAAAAUGCUGAAGGGAAAUCUAAUAUUACACAAAGGAAAAAACGGGGCAGACCAAAAAGAGAGGUUUCACCAGCAGUUGUCACACAGAGCCCGGCUAAAAAACCUAAAAAGUCUGUAGAGCUAAGUAAAAUAGUUGAAGAAGUCAAAGCUCAAGAAGUUGAUAACAGGACACCAAAUGCCAGGCCAGUAAGGUCCCCUAGGAAACUAUUAAAUGGCAUUACACCAAAAGCCAGAACAACUAGAAAAUCAUCAGCAAAAGCACAACAAGAGGCACCCGUAGAAACUGUACCAACUCCAGUAAUCGAAGAGAAUGACGAUGAUGAGGUCCGCUACAAGUUUCCAUCGCCGGUGCCUGAAGAACAGACCGCUAAGGCGAAAACCAGUCCAAAGAAGCUCUUACCUAACAUCGCAUCACCCGAAAGCUUAUCCCACCACUCUGCAACUAGUAGCCAAGGUUACCUAGACUCCGACACUAGCCCAUUCAAAAUAAACUUCAGAAGAAAAAGACGACUAAGCGUCUCCACUGUAUCUCUUAAGAGCAGAAAAAUGAAACGCAAACAAAGGAGCAGAUCAUAUCCCCUGCUAAGACAUAUAUUUAGUGAUAGCGAUUCAUCCUGUACUAUCACCUUCAAAACUUCUAGAAAAGAACAGUCUACCAUCAACUCUGAGGUCUAUAGAUCUGAUUCUUACCAAUUUCUUAUGCCGCGAUCUCAGUCUAUGAACAUACUGGAAAAGAUAGAAGAGGCGAACGGUAACGAAACGGAGGCGCUGGCGAAUGAAAUCCGUAACCUUCGCGACGAGAUUAUGAAAGCUAAUGACUCAAUAAAUAAGACUGAUCCAGCCAGCUCCAGUAUACUAUCUCUUCCUCUCUCCCCAGAACUAUCAUACGUUGAGAAUUUAUCAGUAAGCAAAAGCGCUAUUGCGGAAGUAAACGACCACCCGACAAUCAAUGAGAUGGAGAGCAAUACUGCGCAGAAGACUUGCAAUAAUAAAUAUCUCAUGUCUGAAGUAGAUGUUUCCAUGCCUCUCAUGAACCAGGAUUGCGAUCUGCAAGAAAAAUACAGAAAGCACAUAAUGGCCGCUAUGAGUAUAUUAUCCGAUGCUCCAAAUUCUGCUGGACGGAAUUUGUCAAAUAACUCAAGCAUGAGAAUGUCUAUAACAUCCGAAUCUAUCUUGAAAACUUAUUCUGGUCUCAACGUUGAAUCGUCAGACUCUCUAGAUAGAAGACUUGAGCAACUGCUUUUGGAAAGCGCUCAAAAACCGGCGAAAGAGGAAGAAAAGAUGGAAGUAGAUACACAAGUAAAGAAAAGGGGUUCUAGAAAACGAUGUUCAACGCCCCAUAAGAAAAACGCUGUUCAUAACAAAAAGAAGGUCAAUCAAGAACCAGUUAUUGUAGAAGAAUCCAAAGUUCGCUGUUCUCGCGGUGGUAGAAGAUCAUGCCCGCCUUCCGUCAAUAUUGUUUACUGCGAACAAAAUGUACCAGACAACCUAGAAAUCAAUAUACAAGAUGAAAGAAUUGACGUCACUGCGGUCAACAAAAAGCCACGAAUCAAAAAAGAUGUCAUCAAAGUCAAAAUAACAAAACCUCAAAAGAAAAAGUCUCCUAAAAAGAAGCAGAAUAUUAGUCGCGGAUCGAAUACAGAAGGAGAUAACGAGUCUGGUGUGUUCUUGCACGGAUUUGACGAUAGUAGCGAACUUAUACACAACCAUACGGAGACUUGCCUUCAAAUCGGAGACUGUAUGAACCAAGAUGACUCCGACAGUGUAGAGUUUAUAGAUACGACCUCCAAAUCUAUAAUAUCUCUGACGUCCUCUGUGGCUUCCGAGAACAAAGAGAAUUUGGGUGGGAAUUCGACAAUGGAAAGUAGCAAAACAACAGCUGAGCUGUAUUGUGAUAACGCACAGUGUGCAACAGAUCUGCGUGAAGCCAGAGCAACAGAGGUCCGAAGCGCAGACAGCGGCAACACGAUGUAUUUCACUCCAUUCUCGAGCCGCUGCAACAGCGCUCUCACCGAGGACCUCUCGCCGCCUCUCCCCAAACCUCGCGCCUCCAAGUGGCUUUUUAAGGAGGGGGUACAAGCAUGA
Messenger RNA from Leguminivora glycinivorella, 4875 nucleotides. Its product is annotated as myb-like protein X. The transcript has 19 exons. Bases 217 to 4875 code for a protein of 1552 amino acids. NCBI's taxonomy places the organism in Eukaryota, Metazoa, Arthropoda, Insecta, Lepidoptera, Tortricidae. The record is from RefSeq and is a predicted model, not a curated record.